AUGGCUCCCAUUUUUGAUGCAAUUCGUUCCCUUAAUCCUAGCAGGCAGAAUUGGCGGAUUAGAGUUCGUGUAGUUCGUCUGUGGACCAUGCCUGGCCGCUAUUCCCAUGAAGAACUCUCCUCUAUUGAGAUGCUCCUUCGAGAUGAGGAUGGUGAUAACAUACAUGCUCAGGUUAAGAGUCCCUUCAUUACUCGUCAUCUGAAUAACUUCACAGAAGGGAAGCUUUGUGUUAUUUCCUACUUCAUGGUUACACCGAAUUAUGGGUCGUAUAGGACAACUGAUCACCCAUAUCGAAUGAGCUUUAUGUAUUCCACGGCAGUCCGUCCCCUUCCGGAAGAUGACCGUAUUCAUCAGUUUGGAUUUACCUUCCGUUCGUUUGCACAUAUCUUGUCAAAUCAGUUUGAUGAUCGCUACUUGACUGAUGUCAUCGGGAUGUUGUCUGCUAUUGGAGAGAAGGAGGAGUGCAAUAUCAAUGGCCAGACACAGCGCAGAGUUAAUGUGGAAUUGAUGGACGAUGGAAUGGAGAAGCUUGAGUGCACACUCUGGGGGGAUUUUGCAGAUGAGAUUCUCCAAUUCAUGGCAGGGGAUAUAUCCAGUCCUGUUGUUGUCAUUAUCCAACUAUGUAAAGAUGGUGUGUGUGUUGUUCUAGCGGAUAUAGUAGACUUUCGUACUGAGAAGGGUUGGAUGUAUGUCUCUUGUAAGCAUUGUGGAAAAAAAGUGGUGCCUGAUGGGGAGGGGUUUUUUUGUGAGAAGUGUGCUUCCAUUAUUAAGGUGGUCGUACCAAGGUAUAUGGUUACUUGUGAGGUUAUGGAUGAGAGUGGAUCCUGCAGCGUUGUCAUAUUUGACAGAGAGUUUUCUAGGAUGGUUGGUUGUUCUGCAGCAGAGAUGAGGGACCGCAUUCUCAAACAGUUUGGUGAUGAAGGGGUUGGUGAUGGAGAUGGAAUCCCAGCAAGCAUCUUAGAGCCCCUCACUUGGAAGAGAUACUUAUUUAAACUGCGUGUUCCUGAGGAUUAUGUAAAGACAUAUUCAAACACAUGUAUCGCUGUGCGCUUGACCAGUGAUAAGGAUAUAAUUCAUUCCUAUCAAAAUUUAAUAGCAGAGAAGAUGUCAUCUCAGAAUCUUGCUAUGGAAGCUGACGUUCAGCAUAAGGCUGUUGUUGGGCUCCCAUCCAAGGGUGCUAUUGGAGAAAAUGCUGAUGUAUCUUCAAAGAUCGAGGUGAAUGAGCAAGGUCCUGAUGUGGAAGCUGAUGGUGAAGGAAACAAUAAAGAUGAUAGCUUGGCGGUUUUACGUCGUCGUGGGAAGGCAAAACGGAAGUUGACCAUUGAAGAUUAA
Molecule: messenger RNA, 1332 nt
Organism: Neltuma alba
Lineage: Eukaryota; Viridiplantae; Streptophyta; Magnoliopsida; Fabales; Fabaceae
Exons: 7
Coding region: 1-1332 (443 amino acids)
Source: RefSeq, a predicted model, not a curated record